This is a messenger RNA of Acipenser ruthenus (sterlet), 5508 nucleotides long. RefSeq names its product BRI3-binding protein-like. The transcript is spliced from 3 exons. Bases 440 to 1138 code for a protein of 232 amino acids. Gene Ontology annotation, cellular component: mitochondrion. NCBI's taxonomy places the organism in Eukaryota, Metazoa, Chordata, Actinopteri, Acipenseriformes, Acipenseridae. The record is from RefSeq and is a predicted model, not a curated record.
AUAGCACUGAAUGGUGUCGUUGUUUUAUAAUGAAUUGCAUUUACUGAUACGGAUGCAAGCGAUGAAUGUCAGCUUCCACUGUCUGUAAAAUGAUAUUGUAAAUUAAGCACUGCUGUAACACACUACAUAGAUUCGGUGACACGCGUUUGGAGUAGAGGUCUGAUUGGAUGUCUUGAAGUUUGACGCAGAGUGAUAGGUAAGGUGCUGUUGUGGUAGGUACUCUUAUUCCACACCUGCACCGUGCCAUCACAGGUGUGGUGUCGUCGACAGGUGGCAGCAGAGAGGGGUUUCGAUUCUUAAGCAAGGCGGAAGGCUGUGUGUCUGUACCAGUAACCACAGUGGGAGCAGGUUCUUCCGGGGUUAGCAUUGUGCAGUCUCUUGGGUCCAGCUAAUUAUCGUAACUUGUAACUAAAAUAAUUGAUUGUGCAUCUUGCAAAUCAUGAAGUGCGUGAAGCUGUUGCUGGUGGUCACUGUCCUGCUGACCGGCUUGCUUUGUGCGGAGGCGGCGAGGAGCCAUCGCAGCUCCAGCUCACAGAACAGUUUUCGGAGGGCGGCGAACGGGAUGUACCAAACCCUAAGCAACAUCUUCGGAGAGGACAAUAUCCGAGGACUGCAUAAGUUCUUCUCGAAGACCACGGAGCGGUUUGUGCACGGUGUGGACGUGCUGCUGGACACCAUCUGGAGAAUCUGGACUGACCUCCUGGACGUCUUGGGGAUCGACUCGUCCAACCUGAGUCACUACUUCAGCCCCGCCUCGGUGGCCAGCUCUCCAGCCAGGGCUCUCCUCCUGGUGGCUGCGGUCCUGCUCGCCUACUGGUUCCUCUCCCUCUUCCUGGGCUGCUUCUUCUACCUCCUCCACGUGGCCUUCGGACGAUUCUUCUGGCUGGUGCGCGUGGCGCUCUUCGCCCUGUCCUGCCUCUACAUCCUGCAGAAGUUCGAGGGGGACCCCGAGCGGGCCGUGCUGCCGCUCUGCUUCGUCAUGGCCAUCUACUUCAUGACCGGCCCCAUGGGCUCCUACUGGAGGAAGGGGGGCAGCACCCUGGAGGACAAGAUCGACCACCUGGACAGCCAGAUCCGCCUGCUCAACAUCCGGCUGAGCCGGGUCAUCGAGAGCCUGGACCACUCCAGCGAGCAGUAAUGAGGGAGCGGGGCGGGGGUCUCUGCUCCCUCCGACACCAGCAAGACAAGUGAGGUGGACCCCCGGCCACAAGCAAAGCCACGCAGUAUUAGUAGUAGUAUUAUUAUAAUGAUCAUUAAUAGUUGUUGUUACAAAGACCACAUGUGCAUGAUUCGUAAAGGCUGUACAAUUUAAGUCACUGGAGUUGCUAGGUACAGUAAUGUGAAAAAACAACCUCUUUCUUAGAGUAGUAUUUCUGUAUUGCUUGCACACUUUUCUAGAUGUCGGCACAUUGAAUUUUCUAUAGACUACACGCACACUCAAACACUCGCGCACACGAAAACCUGAGCAAUCCUUGAGUAAGUGUCCACCAGUCGUUCCAGUAAAAUAGUAUCUCUGCUGGGUUUAGAGACAGAUCCUGUCCAUAGAAAUAUCCGCUUCACUUGUUUCUGAAACCAGAACUGGAAGAUUGAUUGCACAUGUUUGUGUUUGGUAUUAAAAGGCACAAUGUUUUGUAAUAGAGGGAUGGAAGAAAAAGCUCCCCUUGUAUUGAAAUUUGAGCUGUUCCAGGUUUUACGACGAGCUUAUUUAAACUAUUAGCUCUUGGAUUACAUGGAAAGGCACAGAUGGCUAUGCAAGUGGGAGUCUUAUUUUCUACACCAGUAUUGCAAACCUCUUAAAUGCUGUUCUCGCUUCGUUGUGUAGGUCCUUGUCUAUUUAGCUACCGAGUCUGAAACUGGCACACUAGUAUCUAGAGCCUUCACACCAGCAUCUGCCUGCCAUGUGUUAGGUGUAUUGAAGCAUUUCUGUCAAAUCAAACAAUAGAGUCCUAAAUAGUAUCUUUUUAUUUUUGGAAUGUCAUGUCAUGUGGUCUUUUUAAGCAGAGUUUGUACUUGUUUUAAAUGUAAAAUGUAAAAAGAAAAAAAAAAUUGAGGGGGAUGCUGUCCCCACAACACAUUUAUAAUUGGGGGGGUUCUUUAUGAUGUCAUUGGAGAGCAGCUCCCCCCCUGGAUGAGGUCAAAAAGGUACUUUGUGAAGCCAGAUGCAAUGUAGCUGAAAAUAACCUUGCCUCCUGUUCACAAAGCAUUGGUUUUACAGUGUAGGCCUGCUCUCAAGCAGACAUCAAUUGAAGGAGCAGGUGACUCACACACCGCAUAAUCAAACCCAUAACAUCUCCCAGUGACUAAACCGGAAUCCAAUUAUUUUAAGCUUGAAACGUACACUGGAUUUCUAACGCUGUAGUCUGAAAUAUUAUUUAUUGUGACCAAUGUGGAAUUACUGAGAAACGCCAGUCUGAUUGGACUGUGGCUGUCCCAGCAUAGCAAUAUCUCUCGAAUCAGGAAGAGAUAUCUCUUUGGGAAGGGAUCUUGCAGCCAUGUUGGAAGACAGUAGUUGAUCUCAGGGAGAAAAAAACAAACAAAUACAAAUCACAGUGUAUCUUAUUAUCACUUAACCCUAGAUAGGUGGCACUCUAUUGGGGGGGGUAAAACAAUAGAUAUUUAGGGUUCCGUCCAUGUUAGAAUAGGACAUUGCCUUCCAACAUGAUGCCCGAGUCCCUUAGAGGAGUUGAUGUGUGUCUCAGAAUUGGGGUGCUUGUUCUGUGGUGGUUUAACGUGAGAGAUGAGUGGUCUGUAAUUUGAUGUUGUGUAUGUGUUUGACAGCAUGCAUCUACUGUAUUCUGUUAUUUGGGCAGCUAUGUUUUGUUCCUUUAGCUGGUCAGUGUUUAAUUUGUGCAGAUGAAGACCCCUUAUAAAAGUUUAUCACAGUAAAAGCGUAAUAAAGCACUGUGCAUGGAAAAGCAUAGGUAGGCAUUGUGAAGACCAGCAAGGUAUGGUAAAGAAUAUCAACAAAUGUGGCAAACCAGGGUAAGCUGUGGUAAAUGCAUAGUCUAGUCAUGGGAAAAGCAUGGAGGAAGAACUGCAGAAAUACUGUGGUAAACUUUUACAAGGCAUGUUUUAUAAGGGGCAUCUUGAUGUAUAGCUGACAUUGCAUUGAGAUGUGAGUCUGUUUUACAUUUGACUACGAACCUUCUCAUGCACACCGGAGCUAAAGGAGCACAGUCACAAGCCUGACUUUCACCCCUCAGGGGUGUAGGAGUUGGGUCACGUGCAAAGAGUCAAAUUCAUCAACGUGAAUGGAAUUACGAGCCGCAUUGGAAAAGUGCACUUGCAAGGGAACAGCAGGUAAGAUCCACUGCUUUUAGAACUGACACAGCAAUCAAUUCCCCUGGCACGUCAUUAAACCUGUGAAAUGCAUGUUCCGAACUCUGAAGUACCGUCGCGGUUACAAUGGUGGUGAUGAUGGCUGUGUCUGAAGUUUGAACAGGCACAAAGAUUUGUUUGCGUCCUGCAUUUACAACCCCUUGGGUAUUUAUUUGCAUGCCUGUAAAUGUACGUGUGUGCAUUCUCAGAGCAGCGGCAUCCUCCUGUUUAAUUGCUGCCUUUAACAAAGCAAUCGUUUGCAUCUUUUGUAAUCGUCUUGAAGACGUAAUUAGCUUAGUUUUUAGUUUGGGGGGGGGGGGGGGGAGCUGUUUUUAGUACUCUGUAUCAUUUGUAUUGUUUUUUAAAGAAAGAAUUCUGAUCACUUUAUGCAGUACUCAGAUUUGACUUGAUAAUUGUACUCAGUACACUGGUAAGAUGUGUGUUUUAAAGCGCUGAAACGUGACUACAGUAACUGAAGCUAUUGAGCGCACUGGUAAGAACCUUGUCCUGGUCCACUCAAGAUGCAAUCUGUCAUAUUUAAACUUCUAUUGUUAGUUUCACAGCCCCCUGUUAUCUCUAGUCUUGGACUACCUUACCUAAGGUAAUGUUAAUGCCAAUCAGGACAUGUGAAACCAGCCACUACUGUAAUCUGCCUAAAGGCUGUAAUUCACAAGCAUUCUUUGCAUGGUCGUGCCGUAUAUGUUGUUGUUUUACAUAACGUUUCAUGUUUUAGACACACAUUCCAUACAUCACAGGAUAUUGGGGAUGUUUAUUAGAUAAUUUAGUAACAAACUAAAAGUAAAUAAAUACGCUAAUCAAGUUUAUAGUUGUGGUAAGAACUGGAAUCACCAGCUAAUGCACUUGUAGCAAACCAGAGCUUUAGAACCCAGAUUCAGUUUGUUUAAAGGGAUUACAGAGCAUGGAUUCCGGAGCAGACGGCUUUAGGAUCUUGUGUUCCUCAUGUUGUUUGGGUGUUUCUGGUAUUAGUGCAUUGUUUAUUUCCUUCAUACCUGUCAGAACCGUCCAGGGCGGCUUGGCAGAGAGGAUGUUGGGACAUUAAAAGCUGUCGGUGCCACUUCAUGACAACCCAAGGCGUGUCGCUCAAAGCAACAAAUUCAACACUGUCCCCGUGACACUGGAAACCGUGCCUGUCCGUCCCAGGCCUUUUCAACAGACAGCAUUGGCCUUAAAUACGUGCUAGGGUUUGAAUUCACAAGUGUGCAUUUAUUAAUAUGUAAAAGAUUUACCAUUAAGUAUUUCUUCAUCAACUUCAGCUUCAUGGCUAAGUUGCAUCACAUGCAUACACCACAAACAGUAUUGCAGUGUAGGUGUGAUGACCCCACCAAUACAUUUGAUAACGGCUUCCCUUCCAUGCAGCAGCUACUAGUUUAAGCACAGAUGCACAAUGAACGAUUUGACACUUUGUGGAUGAUGCCAGUAAGAAGCAUGCAGAUGAUCCCCUCCCUUCUUCUUUAACAAUACUGUUGUAAUGACAGCACAGUCAGUAAACUGUCAGGUAGAUUAGAGAUAGAUAUGUGUGGGGCUGCCAAUAAGGAUUGCUUUACACUCAAUCACCCUGUCUAGUGAAUUGUUUUAUUAUGAGCAGUAUUUUUGAGUAGCGUGUAUAGUGUAUGGAUUAUUAUUUUGUUUUUUUUAGUGCAAGUUGCCUAAAAGCUACAUGUUCUUUAUAAACAAAUGAUACCGAAGUUGCACAGCUACCAACACAAGUUAGGGUAGUGUUUUAGAAGACAUUUCUCAGCACAAUUCAGGAUGAGAGCGUGUGUAUUUAAUGUCAUGUUUCUAUAAUAAUAAUAAUAAUAAUAAUGCCAGUGUACUUGUUUUCGUAGCUCUGAAUCAUGUACUUGCUGGUGGAGGACAUUUCAUUUCAAUCUGGCCGAAGUCUUUGCUUUCUGUUUCCUCACAGAAGCUCUGAAAUGUGGUGUCUGAACAGUUCUGAAAAACAUCAGUCGAUUUUAACUUCUGUGAUUUCUUUUUUUAUGGUAAUUUGAUGAUAUAUAUAUGUGUGUGUAUACUUUUCUGUAACUUGAGUGAUUUUGUUUGUAGAUGUGCAGGUGCAGUUCUUUGGAGUGGAUUUUGUUUUAGUUUGGACGUGCUCAGUUACUUCAAGACGUUGUUGUACAAUAAAGCUGAAAGGUCCAAGUACAAAAUAAAAAUAUUUUAACGUCAUAA